Spirometra erinaceieuropaei is the source of this 3297-nucleotide messenger RNA. NCBI's taxonomy places the organism in Eukaryota, Metazoa, Platyhelminthes, Cestoda, Diphyllobothriidea, Diphyllobothriidae. The record is from the annotation of a GenBank genome assembly.
AUGGAGAUAAUGUAUAAAGCAGUCCUAAAUGGCUGUGGUGUGGUCUACCGGCUGUCCUGGUAAUCUGAAUUUUCAGUAUCCUCUCUCGGGACUGUUAUCUCGCAAUAACACUGCUCAAAUGGAUUGGAGACAAACUUUCCAUUCGUAUUUUUCCGCUGGUGUAUAGUUUUGAGCUUGAUUAAUUUGCCGAUUUUUUUGAUCUGAGCUUUGGCAAAAUUCAGUCGUCCCAGGCUGAGCAUUUAUACGUCCUCGGGGAAUACGACAUCGAAGGACGAUUAUUUCUUCUAUCAGAUCCGUACAGAACACUUAUACCUCAGGUGGCUUACCAUUCCCACAAUAUAUGGUAACUGGGAAGACGCAGCUGACAAUUCUCAGCCUCACGAUGCGACAUAAAAUCGGCCACAGUUCUGUUAUCGUCUUGCGAUACAGAGGUAGACAAUCUAUGGAUAAAUGUACUACUACUCCCUCAUCUUUGGCGACGACGCUCCUUUUCUAUUUAACGGCGCAUCUGCUUCUGCAGUUCAAAGUGAACAGUGAACGUACUCACCACUACCCAGUGGGGCUACUUGUAAGGCCUACGAUGCCCCCAAGAGCGUCCUGGUAUCCACAGGCAUCUCCGGAACAAGUGACCUAAGUAUGCCCAGAAGGUUUCGAAGAUGACUCUGCGCUGAAUUGGACCGCAGAGCCCAUUCAGGCACCCUCCUCCGAAUGCGUACAUGCGUUGGCAGGUGAUGACGUUUUCAAAGCUGGGAACGGGUUCUACGCAUGAGACGCUGCCUGCGAACGAUUUCGACAGGCGCAUGCUUUCACAGCUGUUGGUAUAUAUGUGUACUGAACAGUUAGACGACGAUUCCGUGAAGGAGUCGUCCCUUCGAGAACGUUUUCCACUGCCGAUGAGGAGAUCUACCUCGUCAUAUAUUUCUCUAGCCGUUUUCUCGAUAUCCUUAUUCGCACGCCGUCUGCAUGAUCUUUCGAUGCUGUGCCUAAACAUUUUAGAGAUAAAAAAUCGGAGGUUAAUGGGGUGCAAGAGGUAUGUUGUAGAAAAUGCAACUCGGCAGUGUAGAGCACAUGCCGCACACACGCAAUAGUGGGCGGCGGGAGCGCGCACGCCAGCGCUUGACGGGAUAGUGCAAUAACGGUGAACAGUCGCACUGCGCAAUCUCCCAUCGCGAGAAGUCGCGAUAAGAGUACACCCAGUCCGCUACAGUAUGUUACUAGGAACGUAGUGGUCCUUAAUUCGUCUAUUUCCGGCCCAUUUAUGUGAAAACCUGGUGUGUUGUGUGGGGGCCAGGUCGUCUAUGGCACGUGAAGACGGGCUACCUAGCUGUGUCAGCCACUUGCGCUCAAUCCCCACAUCAGAUGACUUACCGACACACGCAGCGGAUUGAUCCCCGCGAGGGAGCUCUCACAGGCAUCAGCCCACUUUUUUCCCCCUUCCCGAAGUAAGAGUAGAUUCGUUUCUCUGGGCUACGUCCUCACAGCACUCGGCGGAUAUUCUUCAGUAUGAGGUAUUGACGCUCUCCCAGUCUAUCACGAUACGUUAGCAACCGUGGCUUGGAUACUGUCAGCUGACAGGCUGACUUUGUCCUCUCAGGGUGAAGAGUCGGACUGCAGUCGACCCUUCUUGGUUUGACCUCUGUGGCAAUCUACGUAGUUCGGAUCCGGGUUGCCUCUUUCGUGUUGGUGCGCAAACCUUCUUCUCUGUGUGCGGGCCAGGCGUGUAACACACGUAGGAGAUCUGUUUAGCCUUGUCAGUCGCUGCGUCCGGCCUCGUCCCUCGGCCUUCUUGACUCCGUCUUGACAUCACACCCAGGGGGAUGAAUGAUGGAGAGUACACAAGUCCUUUAUCACUUUAAAUUAAUUUACACCCAAACAAACGUCCCUGCCCUCGCCGUGCUGCGAGGCACACUGCGAACAUCGCCGUUCGCCGAACCGUCAAUUCGUCUGUUUAUGCUACGGAGGACCGUCAUUCCUUACUUGUUUACUGUGUGUACUAUGCUGGUUUCUUGCAAUCACUCUGUCCCUAGUUUAUUUUGUCGCCUAUGCCUAAUUUUUCAUUUAAGCGAGCUAACUUUCGCAUCCUGUUUAAAUACUCUGUUGUGAACCAUAUUCUUACUUAUUAGGUUCAGUAAUUUGGACUUCAGAGAAGACAUGAUGAUGCCGGUGGCAGAUGUGACCAUUCUACCUGUUGAAGUCCUGCACAAAAUAUUUGGCCUCCUUAGUUUUGAAGAUAUCAUUAACUGUUCACUGAUCAGCCCUUACUGGCGAUGGGUGUUAAACAGCCCCUUUGGCCUGCAGUUAAUGACACGCAAACAGUCCUGGACCUGGCUAGAUCUCAACUUGUCAAAACUUUUAACCUGUCUCACUUCUACAACCUGCAAUAGUGAGUUGACAGAAGUUUUCUCCGAGGCCUACAAAUAUCGACACACAUCCAACACCCUUUUCCACCGGUUUUGGUCAAAUUUCAGCCUUCCAACCGCCAUUAAGUCCAUCGAUGCCGUGCUUCUUGGUCCUGCAAUUGAUACUCCAAACCUCUCCGGUGGUUUUUUGAGCUUGUUAUUCAAUUCCAUGGAUGCUGCCGCGACAGCUAAGUUAAAAUCUCCCCUACUUAAACGGACACGUAUACCUGGUUGGAGUGGCCAGGGAAUUGCUGUUCGUAUUCCGAUGUCUGGGAAAAACAACGCCUCUGGCUACAUGAUCAUCAACCUAACAACGCUUCACGCCAAGGGGAAGUUAGAUCGAGCCUCGCAUCUAUUUGGUGGCAGUCGAAUCGAGGGUAGCCUUCUUAUAGAGGAGCCAACCCCAUCCACUCCGGCUCGACUGACUCCUGAAGCGUAUCAGAUGGUAGCUUCGACAGACCUUCUGCUCUACGCCGUAGACUGUCGCCACUCUGCGUCGGAUCCCCAGCGCUGGCGGGAAAUACGCCUUGAGUUAUUGUUGAUUAUGAACACACUCACCGCCAACCAGACACUGAUAAUUCUUGGCGUGGGACGCAAGGAUAACAUCGAAUCAGAUCUUCUCUCACCGCUUGAAAUCGUUAAAAACUUGGGCGGCGUCGAGCGUGAGCCAGGGCUUUGUCAGCCACUGGUGGCUUCCACCGUAAAUUGGCGUGUGUGGCGUACUUAUGCUGACAACGGUCAGUACACGAAUAUAAGUGAGAUACUCCAGUGGGCUUUUAUUAAUGUGCUCCUUCUCAGGUCGCGACGGACGGGCGAAAUGUCGCCGCCGAACUCAUUUGGCCUUUCAUUACGUGACUUUAUCCCGAGAUGGCUUCUCCCAUCCUAUCUCAGCCAGUGA